Messenger RNA from Nyctereutes procyonoides (raccoon dog), 2566 nucleotides. RefSeq names its product SFT2 domain containing 3 (gene SFT2D3). The transcript has a single exon. Lineage: Eukaryota; Metazoa; Chordata; Mammalia; Carnivora; Canidae. Gene Ontology annotation, cellular component: membrane. The record is from RefSeq and is a predicted model, not a curated record. Gene Ontology annotation, biological process: vesicle-mediated transport. The coding region runs from base 36 to 692 and encodes 218 amino acids.
GAAGUGAGCAGCGGCCCUCCCCUCCCGCGGCCAAAAUGGCCGACCUCCACCGCCAGCUGCAGGAGUACCUGGCCCAGGGGAAAGCCGGCGGCGUGGCGGCCGCGGAGCCGCUGCUCGCGGCAGAAAAGGCCGAGGGGCCCGCGGCGGGGGGCGGGCCGGCGGGGUCGGGGGCGUGGCUGGGCCGUGCCGGCCUGCGCUGGGCGUGGAACCCCGCGGAGCCCUCGGGCGUGGCGGGGCCCGCGUGCUGGCCCGGCGUGACGCGCGCGCAGCGACUGGCGGCUAGCGGCGUCUGCCUGCUGCUGGCCGCACUCUGCUUCGGCCUGGCCGCGCUCUACGCGCCCGCGCUGCUGCUGCGCGCCCGCAAGUUCGCGCUGCUCUGGUCGCUGGGCUCGGCGCUGGCGCUGGCGGGCGGCACGCUGCUGCGGGGGGGCGCGGCGUGCGGGCGGCUGCUGCGCGGCGAGGAGUCGCCGUCGCGGCCCGCGCUGCUCUACGUGGCCGCGCUGGGGGCCACGCUGUACGCGGCGCUCGGGCUGCGCAGCGCGGUGCUCACGGCGCUGGGCGCCUGCGUGCAGGUGGCCGCGCUGCUGACCGCGCUGUGCGGCCUGCUGCCCUGGGGCGCGGGCCCCGCUCUGCGCGUGGCGCUGGGCCGCCUGGGCCCGGCCGCCGGCCUUGCCAAGGCGCUGCCGGUGUGAGGAGCGGGGACGACGCGGGACCUGCCCGUCAGCCCGUCAGCCCGUCCGAGCGGCUGCGCUAACACGGAGACUUGGGCCGUUUCGGCAGCCGCCCGGGACCCGCGUUCUCCUCGACGCGCGGUAGCACGUGCCGGGACGGGGACGUGGUCGACGUGGUGCCCCCCGUGCACCGCCAGCGCUCGGCUGUGCCUCCCUCGACUUCGACUGCGCGCGGUCAAGAGUGGCUCCUCGGGUGGAGUUAGCUGCUCUGGUGACUUGGCUCAGACUUUGGCCUUCUGUCGUUUAGAACAGUCCGGCGGUCGACGGUGGCGGCUGAGCUGCGGUGCGCUCUCACACGUCUCUCCUCCAUCAGUGCGUGGAUUCUUGAGGGCAGCAAAGGAGACACUGAAUGUAGCCACCGGGUAUUAGUGAGGUGCUUCCGUUAACAUGCUUUACCUCGGUUUUUCCCUUCUUUUGGUGAAAUUGUAGAUACGGUGCCUUUCAGAGUUUAAGGAAGACUGGUUCUGUACGAGACCGUGAAGACGACGGGCCAGAGGGGAACGUGCGUCCCGGGAAGCGCGACAUGUCCCGCGGCGGCCCCGGGCUGGAUGGGCCGCGGUCUCCCGCACGACAAGAGCCCCGCAAGAGCCCCACAGCCGGAGUCCCGGAGUUCCGUACUGGACAAAACCCACGGAUUUUCGCAGGGCCCGAUUAGCAUUCCUCCCUCGUUUUAGUGCUUGCUUCUUCAAGUAUGACUUGCAUUUUGUAGGCUGAUUUUAAUGCUCUUCAUACCUGUCUCAUUUCCUUCUAGGUUCCCCGUUUACGCCGGAAAGAAAACUACAUGUUCCGGCGGUAGCGAUGUAACUUAGAAAGUACAUGUAUUUAGAAUUUUCAAACUCUAUGUCAGUGGUUCUCAGUUCACACCAGAAUUACUUGACGAGCCAAACCUCACAUCCAUUCUGUCAAUAUGCGGCAGGGCCGGAAACCAGGCAUCAGUACUGAGAGCUGUCCAGAUGACUCUGUGUUUAGGUUGAAAACCUAAAAGUUGAGAACUGUUGCCUGAAUGGGUGUGUCGGCCACAAGAGAGGUUGCCUCCUUGUUCAACCUCAGUAUUUAUAGUCCUAGAUCCUGAUCUGUGUCCUAAGCCCUGCUCCAGCUUCAUGGGGCCCCCACCCCAGUAAACAGGGUUACCUACCUCAAGAGGAACCAACAGGGUGUUUGUAGUAAAAGCAAAUGCGCUGUUUUCAGAGUGACUUAUUUUUGUAACUGGAAAAACUUGGGCCAUUGGCUGCUCCUUCUGUCCCCCAUUAAAUCUCUAUUCUAGUCCUCAAUUUCUCUAGAAUUUGCACAACUGAAGAUUUUAGUGUUUACUACAUUUUUAUGUUGAUGCAGUUGUAUUUUUUAAAUUGUUCUCCCAACAUUUUCUCAAAAAUUCAAACACUGAAAAUCUAGCAUUGGUAAAAUUCAAAGCACAAUAUCUUGUAUGUAUUUUAGUAGUGAUGUUUUAAAAUAUCCUAAGUAUUUAAUAAAUUACAGUGUAGAGAUUUCAGUUUUUUCUAAAGAAAUUCUUUCUCAAAAUGUGAACUGGUUAUACGCUUGCUGAGGUACUGUGUUUUGUUUUUGUUUUUUAAGUUGAAGCCUAAAAUGUUAAGAUGAUAAGGGUCUUAAUUACAUGAACCUCAAAGGAGUCUAAUCGAAUGGGUUUGCUCCCUCGAUCCUAUUUUACCUUAUCAGAAUUGAUUACAACUUCUUUUUAAGCUGUGCCGGUGGAAAUAAAUAAAUAAAUAAAUAAAUAAAUAAAUAAAUAAAUAAAUAAAUAAAUAAAUAAAUAAAUAAAUUUUUAAAAAGCAGUGCCAGUGGAGGGCAAAUAAAGAAUAAUCCACAAAUCUGAAGCA